UUAUUCAAAUGCUCCACAUGGUUACUCCAAGUGCUCUUCCCUGCAUGCCUUUCUACAUGCAGGUUAAUUGUGAUCGGAUAUUAGACAUACUUGAAGUCCUGGUCUUUAGUGCUGCUGAGGGAUUCCUGGUUUUAUUUGAGACAGUUUGAUGAGUUCAUGGACCCCCAACUGUCUGCCCUCCCGCUGCAGCUGCAUGGCAACAGUUUGGCUAUGAGCUCUGGACAAGUGCCAGAACUAAACCCUGGAUACAAUGAAGGAGGAGGAGGCCAAGAAGCAGAACUUAAUCAGCAAAACAUGACCUCCUUUGCUCCUGUCAGUUCCAGGUUGAACCCAGGUGAACACUUUGAGAAUCCACCUGAGCCUGUGGGUCACUGCCACGCCAAGGACAAGCUGGACAUCAAGAGCAGAAGCUGUAGUGUGCUCACCAUCUGCCACUCAGGAGUCAUUUUCCCCUGGAUGAAUCCACGGACGACUGACUCUCAACAAUCUGUCAGUGGAGAUGUGGCUGCAGCAGCGGAUCUAUCAGGAAGAGGAAGUGCCAGGAGGGAGAGGACGGCGUUCACGAACAUCCAGCUGCUGGAGCUGGAGAAGGAGUUCCACUUCAGUCCUUACCUGUGCCGCCCUCGGAGGAUAGAGAUGGCUGCUGGGCUGCAGCUCACAGAUCGGCAGAUAAAGAUCUGGUUCCAGAAUCGCAGGAUGAGGUACAAGAAGGAGCACAAGCAUGGAAAUGUGGCUGGUUUGUCCCAGAUGUCUCCCUUUGACCCCUCUCCCAGCUUAUGUCCAGACCUCCUGAGGUUUUCAGACUCUUGUGCUGUCAGAACCUCUUCCUCUGCAGAGCUGCACUGCAUGGAUUAUGCAUCUGUCUCCUGCAGUAGUGGUCAGUGUUUUCAACCUCAAGGUCUGACCCAUGUGAGCUGCAUACCUCCAUCUGUUGGUCCACUGCACUCCUGCACGGAUGGGGAUAGUCAUCACCAUGCCGGCAUUUCAAACUGGCCCUAGAGCCCCAUAAUAGCUGCCCCUCCUGUGCUCAUCAAAACCUCACCAAUACAUCCACUUUCACUUACUUAUAAAAGACCUGAGGACGUCUGAUUAGCCUCCCUGGGCUGGAAUCCCCCCAACACAGCCGCUCACCGUUCAUGAAACAUUUUAAUUAAACUAUGUGAAUGUAUCUUAAUUAAAGGAGAGCUGCAGUGAAAUCAUUUGUGUUUCCCAGGCACAGAAACUGGAGACUGCGGGUCUUUAAACUUGUUGUUAAUAAUGUACACAAAAGGCAUGCACAAGAUGUUGAAGCAUUUUUUAACUACAUGUUUUUUUAAUGUGAUUUUGUGGCUGGUAACAACAUCGUUGCAUGUUUAAUGCAUGUGGGAAUCAUACUAUGAGGGAGUUUUUUAUAUUCUCUUGUCAUCAAAGAGCAGCUAAGUGGCUGUAAUAGAUUUUUUGGCCUCUCUUUCUUCAUAACUUUAAACAGCUGACUUUUUGUGUAAAAUGUGUAAAAAAAACAGAGAACCAGAAGAAUGGUCGCAUUGAAUGAUGUUUUAUUUUUGUUAAAGCCGUUUGAAGAUAGGGCAAGUCUUUGAUACUGUUUCUUGUUUAACUGAGAUGUCACAUGCUGUACAUGCUUAAUAAAUGCAUUUGGGAAAUCUGCA
Notolabrus celidotus (New Zealand spotty) is the source of this 1646-nucleotide messenger RNA. Its product is annotated as homeobox protein Hox-C3a-like. Lineage: Eukaryota; Metazoa; Chordata; Actinopteri; Labriformes; Labridae. Gene Ontology annotation, molecular function: RNA polymerase II cis-regulatory region sequence-specific DNA binding; DNA-binding transcription factor activity, RNA polymerase II-specific. The transcript has 2 exons. The coding region runs from base 157 to 999 and encodes 280 amino acids. The record is from RefSeq and is a predicted model, not a curated record. Gene Ontology annotation, biological process: regulation of transcription by RNA polymerase II. Gene Ontology annotation, cellular component: nucleus.